AUGAACCUCCUGCUCGGCUGCUCUGUCCGCAUCCCGGGUCCUUCGGGCUCGCGGUGCGCGCUGCUCGCGCUGCUGCUACUGCUCACGCAGCCGGGGCCCUUCGCCAGCGCUGGUCCUGUCGCGGCCGUGGUGAGAGAGCUGCGUUGCGUUUGUUUAACCACCACGCCGGGAGUUCACCCCAAAAUGAUCAGUAAUAUGCAGGUGAUCGCUGCAGGUCCGCAGUGCACCAAAGUGGAAGUGGUAGCCUCCCUGAAAAACGGGAAGGAAGUCUGUCUAGACCCAGAAGCCCCUUUGAUCAAGAAAAUCAUCCAGAAAAUUUUGGACAGGUAA
Molecule: messenger RNA, 330 nt
Organism: Cynocephalus volans (Philippine flying lemur)
Lineage: Eukaryota; Metazoa; Chordata; Mammalia; Dermoptera; Cynocephalidae
Gene: CXCL6
Product: C-X-C motif chemokine ligand 6
Exons: 4
Coding region: 1-330 (109 amino acids)
Biological process (GO): immune response; chemotaxis; defense response
Cellular component (GO): extracellular region
Molecular function (GO): chemokine activity
Source: RefSeq, a predicted model, not a curated record